AUGGCUGUAAAGAGCGUCGAAUACUCAGCUGAAGAGCGUCGGCAGGAUGCCAACGUCCAUUCGCUGUUCGGUCGAUAUCGCUGUGCGUCGACGGUGCCUCCAGUGGCCAAUUGGGGGAUCGUCUCGCUUCAUAGCUUCUGGUUUGGCUUAAAUUCUCGGUUUGAUACGGACUUUCCUAGUGAGUUGAUAGGACGCGUUGCUCCUGAAGAGCUUUCUGAUACCCUCGGACGCAUCAAUAAUGUUCUUAAACGGCACGUGCAGAUUUCGAGUCGAUGGUUGUUGUGCGGCUUGCUGUUUUGUUGCUGUUCGUUUGGAUGCUCACUGUUUCCUGUUGUUUGCCUUAAUAGGAGGACAGUGACCGCCGUUGAGAAGACAUUGGACCAUGAGAAUGUCUGUUUGUAUCACAAACUUGGCCUACACUGGCGUCUCGUAAAAUGCCCAAUGGAUGGGUCCCGGUUAACGGAAUAUGUGCUAGAAUUGCAGACUCUUCCGAAAGUUCAGCUUAUGAUGCCAGAUUGA
Angiostrongylus costaricensis is the source of this 519-nucleotide messenger RNA. The record is from the annotation of a GenBank genome assembly. NCBI's taxonomy places the organism in Eukaryota, Metazoa, Nematoda, Chromadorea, Rhabditida, Metastrongylidae.